This is a messenger RNA of Triticum aestivum (bread wheat), 1496 nucleotides long. RefSeq names its product protein SRG1. The transcript is spliced from 2 exons. The record is from RefSeq and is a predicted model, not a curated record. Lineage: Eukaryota; Viridiplantae; Streptophyta; Magnoliopsida; Poales; Poaceae. Bases 25 to 1137 code for a protein of 370 amino acids.
CUGAGUUUCAGAAAGUUUCAGGUAAUGGAAACUGUCUUGAGGGAAGAAGAAUCAAGAAGAAUGGCUGAUGAUGACCAGCAGUGGAAGGUCCCGCCGAACGUGCAGGAGCUGGCGGCAGCUGGCCCGGAGGAGCCGCCUAGCCGGUACGUGGUCCGCGACCAUGACCGUCCCGCCCUCGCCGGCGCUGGCGGCGACGUGACGGACCCCAUCCCCGUCGUCGACCUCGGCCGCCUGUCCUGCGGCGACGCAGACGAGGCGGCCAAGCUGCAGUCCGCCCUCCAGACCUGGGGCCUCUUCCUGGCCGUCGGGCACGGGAUCGAGCCGGGUCUCCUGGGCGAGAUGAUGGCCGUGACGCGGGACUUCUUCAACCUCCCGCUGGAAGAGAAGCAGAGGUACACCAACCUGGUCGGCGACAAGAGAGAGUACAGGAUCGAGGGAUACGGCGGCGACAUGGUGCUGUCGGAGACGCAGGUCCUGGACUGGUGCGACCGGUUCUACCUUAUCGUCGACCCGGAGUCGCGGCGCCUCCACGACCUCUGGCCGACGCGGCCGCCCUCUUUCCGGGACGUCCUGCACCGCUACUCCGCGCGGUGCAGGGAGCUCGCCGGCGCCGUGCUCCGGGAGGCCGCCGGCGCGGCGGGGCUCCCCGAGGAGGGGCGCCUGGCCGACAUGCUGGACGAGAAGGCCGUGACCUACGUGCGGCUCAACUGCUACGCCCCAUGCCCGCGCCCCGACCGCGUGCUGGGGUUCAGGCCCCACUCCGACGGCGGCGUGCUCACCGUCCUCCUCGCCGAGACCGCGGGCCUCCAGGUGCUCCGCGACGGCGAGUGGCACGACGUGCCCGUGGUGCCCGGCGCGCUGGUGGUGAACCUCGGGGACGUGGUGGAGGUGGUGAGCAACGGGGUGCUGCGGAGCCCGGUGCACAGGGUGGUGGCGAGCGCGGAGAGGGGGCGGGUGUCGGUGGCGGCGUUCUACACGGUGGACCCGGAGCGGGAGGUGGAGCCGGCGCCGGAGCUGGUGAGCGAGGAGAGGCCCAGGCGGUACGAGAAGACCAAGAAGAGCGGCGACUACGUCAGGGAGCUGCUGGAGAGCUUGGCGCGAGGGGAGAGGGCCAUCGACAAGGUGAAGCUCGUCUGAUCGAGACGAGCAGUUUUUUAUCCAACGGUUCGCUGCAUGCAUGGGCGAUGGGCUUAUGUGUACCGUGGAGUAUGGUGGCUAGUUGACGUGCACUGUGCACACUACUUACUUUACGUACGGUAAAAUAUAUGGGUCUGGCAAUAAGCUACUCCCUCUGUCCCGAAAUAUAAGAACGUUUUUUACACUAUAUUAGUGUCAAAAACGUUCUUAUAUUAUGGAACGGAGGGAGUAGUAAGUAGCCGGUUCAAAAAUACGAGUACUAAGGUCAUCCAGUUUAGCUACAUUUCAGUCAGCUGAAUUUUUGAUUUCGGGUUAGUCGAUUUUGAAUAAAGGAGAUGGAAAGGCCUCGCCGGACCCCA